AUGGACACCCAAAGGAUGGUCCAAAGUUGCUACACCAGACAACUUCAAUACCUUAAUACAAUGACAUCAUCGUCAUCAUCAUUAGUUACAAAUGACUGGCCACAACCAAUCUCUGAGGAAAGGAGACUAAGGAGGAAGUUGAUCCAUGAUCCAGAAUGUCCAACACAACAGACAUCUUCAAACUAUUCAACAGUAGGAAGAAUGGAUGGUGUUACCUCACCAACAGGUCCACAUGAACAGUUCAAGAAACUACUUGGAGAGGAACUAUAUUGCUACAUGAAAGCAAUUGAACACCUAUUCCUUAGUGAUGAAUUAUAUGUAUCACCUCUGAUUCACAAUGAUAUGACCUUCUUCAGAUUGUUAAGAGUGCUGCGCAGUGAUGAAUGGAAGGACUUGUACAACAAAGACAAGAGUGUCCUACGUUUGAACGUCUACAAAUACAUACUAGGUCAAAAU
This is a messenger RNA of Acytostelium subglobosum LB1, 456 nucleotides long. RefSeq lists its product as hypothetical. The transcript is spliced from 2 exons. Lineage: Eukaryota; Evosea; Eumycetozoa; Acytosteliales; Acytosteliaceae. The annotation marks the transcript as partial. The record is from RefSeq and is a predicted model, not a curated record.